Messenger RNA from Opisthorchis viverrini, 396 nucleotides. RefSeq lists its product as hypothetical. Lineage: Eukaryota; Metazoa; Platyhelminthes; Trematoda; Opisthorchiida; Opisthorchiidae. Bases 1 to 396 code for a protein of 131 amino acids. The transcript has 2 exons. The record is from RefSeq and is a predicted model, not a curated record.
AUGGGGAAUACCGAAAUCGGCGGACUACGAGAGUCACUCCCAUCCCCAUUCCUGCGUGAUUCUGAUGUGGCGUAUAGCACAGACUUCAUGAUGAAGAGCCAUAUUGACACGUUGCUUGAUUCCAAUAACAUAGCUAUCGGGAGUUCGACGCUCUACUGCGGUUCGCACCGUGAAUGUCACAAGAUAGAACUGAGUUCCGUCAACGCUUAUCCCGAACCCAUAUUUUAUUGUUCUGUGAUUCCCAUUCAAAUGAUUGUCGGAAAGACAUUGGAACUACAAGCAAUUAGUGGAGAAUUCGGGGAAAGUAACAACGCUAAUAUUAUUAUUACUAGCUUCUGUUUCCAGUCUGUACCUGAGUUUCUGCAAGUGCUGAAUACUGGCAAAUCUGCAUGGUAG